UUGCUUGCUAUUGCUCGUGGGGCCUUGCUGCCAAACGAAACCGACAUUGAGAUUUCCUGCGACCCCGACUGCCGACUGUCUCUUUUGGGUAUCCAGGCUGUUCAGCAAGCAGCCUGCUCUUCCAAUGACACAAUCGUAGAGUCGGGGACCAUUUACCCUCCCACUUACUUCACCGAUCUGCUUCUACACGCUUUCGAGUUUGCGUGUCUGCAAAACGACGCUGGAACCGAGUAUUGCUUUCCCCGGUUCAUUGAAUGGAACCAAAAUGAGGAAGAAGAAGAGUACUGCAACGAGUGCAACCUUGGCGUUUGGAAGAGUCGUCUCUCCUCCCCUUUUGGCUGGCGUGACGGGCUCUUUGAUCAAUACACAUCGCUGACAGCGUCAUGCAACGCAGCCCCCUCAUGGGCUGUUACAUCACCCAGCCAGUAUGCGCUCGGUUAUACAGGCGCUAUGCCGACAAUGCCUUCGACAACCACGUCAUCGACACCGAGGCCCACGUUAUCCUGCCAAAGCAACUACACCAUCCAAGCUUCCGACUGGUGUACGUCCAUCAGCCGUGUCAAGCAAGUAUCAACCUACAACCUCAUGCGCGUCAACAACCUGCCCGCCUACUGCGGGGAGUUUCCCGGGCCUGGAACGAGCAUUUGCAUCCCAGAAACCUGCCGAGUGCACACCGUUUCCCCUUUGGAUACCUGCGGAAAGAUUGCCAACGCAGCGGGCGUCACCACGCAGCAGCUCAUCUCAUGGAACCCAAACAUCAAUCCGGAGUGCUCAAACCUGUACAACAUGGUCGAUUAUGUGAUUUGUGUCGGCCCGCUUGGUUCUGUUGCGACUACCACGGCGUCAACGACAUAUACACCCAUACAGACAACAAUGUAG
Parathielavia appendiculata is the source of this 879-nucleotide messenger RNA. Its product is annotated as carbohydrate-binding module family 50 protein. NCBI's taxonomy places the organism in Eukaryota, Fungi, Ascomycota, Sordariomycetes, Sordariales, Chaetomiaceae. The annotation marks the transcript as partial. The transcript is spliced from 3 exons. The record is from RefSeq and is a predicted model, not a curated record.